Messenger RNA from Geodia barretti, 363 nucleotides. NCBI's taxonomy places the organism in Eukaryota, Metazoa, Porifera, Demospongiae, Tetractinellida, Geodiidae. The record is from the annotation of a GenBank genome assembly.
AUGCACCGCCUGCCGCCGCGAUUCUCCCCACACGUCCGUACGCGAAAUCACCUCGAGUGCGCUCCGUCAUCGACUAUUGUCAUGAUUGACGAAUCCGGCAUACCGAAACUGGACCGGCAGUUCAAGUUCAACAAUUUCGUGAACGCGUUGCAGUUCACCAAUGCCCUUGGCGAGCUAGCCGAGUCCGAAGGACACCACCCACGGCUCACCACAGAAUGGGCCAGCGUACGUCGCUUGGUGGACGCGACACAAUACACGCAUCUGCAUCGCACAUGCAAACUUCGUAUGGUCCCUCGUAAUGGCCAGCCAAAACCGACCGACACCUGUACCGUGGAUGGAUUAAACAUGCGCCUACCAUUCUGA